ACAAGGCAAAUUAUGGUUGUCUUGCAAUGCUAAAGACUAUUGCUGAUCAAUACAAGUGUGCAUCAGUUUUAAUGAAAAGUGUUUCUAUAUAACUAUAGUCCAAAUUUAAUGCUCUUCAUACUGGUUAUGUUUUUGGAGCAGUUUUGUUAUUAUCCUCUGUAUUUGAGACUUUAUCUUGCCCAUGUAAAAAAACAUAAUUCGUGAUACAAGUACGGUGGUGAUUCUUGUUGGUGAUUCAAUGCUUAGAGGUGGUGAAGCUUGGAGGUAAUAAUUAUCUAUGGAUAGAGCUGGUGGUAACCAGGUAAGAUUAUUUGGUGCAUCAAGUUUUGUUCUUUUUGCGAGGUUUGAUGUCUUUGAACAAUUAAAAAUAUAUUUCGUUCAUGCAGCAGACGACAAAAUCAAGCUUUGGUCUCUCUCUUACCAAGAUGCGAUAUUCCAUUUCUGGAGAGAGGCUGUACUCAACAUUGAGCCAAAGUUCCAAGAUAAAGAAACAUAUCAACAAGAUAUAGUAACUUUUUAUUGGACUUUCAAGUACAAAUUAGAGGAAAUCUUGGAUGCAGUAAAGAAGAUCCAAGAUUCUCAUAAAAUCAAUAGAAAGAACAUUAGAUAUAAUUCUGGAGAAAACCCAAAUUAUUUUUACCUUGGCGCAAAUAUAUUUUUAAGGUCAACGCAAAAAGUUUCUAAUCCCAGCGCAGGGGAAAAUGUAGUCCUUGAUAAAGAUCGCUGUGGCACCUCAUUGUGGCUGAUGUAAUCUUCAUAUGUUUUCAUAUCAAUGUUAUUGUUUAAAUGUUUGUCUUAUACUUGAUUAUCAAAUGGAAAUAUUAAGAAGUGUGGAUAGAGUCAUAUAUUUUUAAGUGUAUAGCCUCGAUCAAGACAACAGUGACAGCAACAACAGCAAUAGCAACAUCAGACUACCAGGCUUAC
Mucor mucedo is the source of this 924-nucleotide messenger RNA. RefSeq lists its product as uncharacterized. The record is from RefSeq and is a predicted model, not a curated record. Bases 278 to 751 code for a protein of 157 amino acids. NCBI's taxonomy places the organism in Eukaryota, Fungi, Mucoromycota, Mucoromycetes, Mucorales, Mucoraceae. The transcript has 4 exons.